Botrytis cinerea B05.10 is the source of this 2967-nucleotide messenger RNA. RefSeq lists its product as hypothetical. The coding region runs from base 322 to 2877 and encodes 851 amino acids. Lineage: Eukaryota; Fungi; Ascomycota; Leotiomycetes; Helotiales; Sclerotiniaceae. The record is from RefSeq and is a predicted model, not a curated record. The transcript has 3 exons.
GGGAAGCUUCCUGUCUUCCUUACGUCCACAUCAACUUCCUUCAUGAAUAUAAAUACAAAGUCGGAUUGUCUACCUCUUGGCUCUCAUUUCUAAUCUGCACGGAAGAGGCACAUCUCCAAGAAAAAUCCACAGUGGGGCUGAGUCAGAUCUAGAUCUCAGAGCAAGUCAUAUUAGGCUCCAGGAUUCUGUUGAAGACAUUUUCUCUCCUUAUAUAUCUCGGAAUCGAACCCAUUUUCUAACUUUUCCCCCAAUCCAGCCAAUGCUAUCAGUCCCAAUGUUAUAUCACUACAUACCAUAAGCCCCCAAAACCCAAUUGCAAAGAUGGCGCCCACAGCGGCCGAUCCAAAAGAUCUCAAACUAACUCUCAACCCCGCACGCCGACGAGCCCUCAACAUCCUAAUCGGAUCCGUCACAGAACACAUGCGCAAAACAAUUACAGAUUCUUUUUCCAACCCCUCAAAUCAACCAAACUCCAAUCAAAACAACAACAUCCCAGGACCCAAUCCAAAUGUCUCCCCCUACCCAAAUCCCCACUAUUCCAACACCUCCUCGCCCUCUUCAACCCCGACUGCAGAAAUCGAUCUAGAAACAGCCCAGCAGCGCCGUCUCGAAGCUCGUCUAAAUCAAACCCUUUCGACGCCCAAGCUACACGCUUUGGAAAAAGCAGCUCUGAAUUAUUUCGAUUCUUGGCGUGAUUCAAUCAUCACACAAUUAGGCAAAAUUUUGAAUUCUCCAGAUGAUCCUCGUGCAGAUCAAAAAAGAAAAGAGUUUCUCGCUUCGAGACCGCCGCCUCCUUAUAGCCCCGCUUCAAAUGACGCCAAUGGACCUAGCAAAGACAUCCUAGCUUUCCAAACCCUCUACCCCCCAAUCCCCACCCGCUUAACCACCAUUUCCCUUCAAGACCGUAUCCAUAUAGUCUCAAGUCUUUUAAUCAUUGUCCUCUCCCUCGGAACCUACUCCGCGCAUUCCCGCGUUCUCCUCUGCCACCUCACCAGUUCCCUCUCCCUUCCCCCCUCCAUCCUCACGCACGAAGAAAUCCAAACCUCGCGCACCCUCCUCCUAGCCUCCAAAGCCGCGCUCAACGCCGACGCCGAAACCGCCGCGCGUGCAACCCAGAAUACGUCUUCCCGUCGCUGGAAAGUCGGGCUUGCCUCGGUAGCAGGCGCCGCUUUGAUCGGUGUCACGGGCGGGCUUGCGGCUCCCGUCGUUGCGGGUGCUAUUGGUGGGCUCAUGGGCUCGGUGGGCUUAGGUGGCUUGGCGUCUUUCUUGGGGGUUUUCUGUAUGAAUGGCGCGCUGGUGGGAACGUUUUUUGGAGCGUAUGGUGCGCGGAUGACGGGGGAAAUGAUGGAUAAGUAUGCGAGGGAGGUGGAGGAUUUUAAGUUUCUGGAUAUUAAAGGGGAGUGGGGGGAAUUUGGGACGAAAGAGGAAGAAGAGGUAGAGAAAAGGAGAUUAAGGGUGCUAAUUGGGAUUAAUGGGUGGGUGGGGGAGGAGAGGGAUAUUGUUAAGCCGUGGAGGAAACUUGCUACCAGCGACGGAGACGAGGACAGUGGACAUGGAUGUGAGGUUUUUGCGCUAAGGUAUGAGACUAAUGCGUUGGUGGAACUGGGGAGUAGUUUAAAGGACACGGUUGGCAGUUAUGCAUGGUCGAUGGUUAAGAUGGAGAUCUUGAAACGGACCGUUUUGGCUACUUUAUGGGGAGCGCUCUGGCCGGUUUAUCUAUUGAAAAUGGCUACCGGGAUUGAUAAUCCCUUUGCGAGAGCUAAGAGGAGGGCUGAGAAAGCUGGAGAAGUCCUUGCCGAUGCGUUGAUCAAUAGAGCACAAGGAGAACGUCCGGUUAUGCUAGUUGGAUACUCAUUAGGGAGUCGGGUAAUAUACUCCUGUCUCCGCUCUCUAGCCGAACGCCACGCCUUCGGUCUCAUAGACAGUGUGGUACUAAUCGGCUCUCCAAUUCCCUCAUCAACUCUUUCCCUUCUCCCCCUCCGCACCGUUAUCUCCGGCCCCCUCCUAAACGUCUAUAACCCCUCCGAUCUCCUCCUCGCCUUCCUCUACCGUUUUACCUCCCUGCAGUACGGUAUUUCCGGUCUGCAACCAAUUGAGAACAUCGAAGGCGUCACCAAUAUCGACGUAAAUUCUAAACUCAGCUCGCAUCUAAAAUACGAAGGGGUCAUUGAUAAGAUUUUGGGAACCUAUGUAUUUCCCAGUAUGAGCAAUGUUGAUGGGGAGAAAUGGGACGAUGGAGGAGAAGGAGAAGGAGAAGAGGGAAUUUCGAUGAUUGAUGGCGACAACCAGGUCAAGAAGAAGGAAAUAGAGGAAGAGCUAUUGAUUGAUUUUGGAGAGGUGGCGGAGUUGGAAGCCGAUGUUCCAUUGUCAUUUGGACAAUUGGAUAACAAGAAUCCCAAUGUCUCUUCGUCUACUGGCGCUUCGUACGAUAUGGAAGAUUUGUUAGGCUCGCCAAUAACCCCUACAGAAACUGUUACAAGCAUGAAAACCAAAAGUAUCCCAGAUACUCAUUUCGCUUCACACUCAAACGUCGCCAUAUCACCCAGCAUUGCCACAACCACAACCACACUCGCCACACCAGAUACCACCACUCCUUCCUCGCCAUCUCCUUCUUAUUAUUCAUGCUCCGAAGACGACGGAGGAAUUCAAAUGAUCGAUAACGAUGACGAUAUAGACAUGCAUAUACAAUUGAGCGCCCAAGAAACCUUAUCUACUUCAUCUAUGAAUGAGGCCGAAAGGAUCGAGAAAGGUAUGAGUGGGCUUGUAGUAACCGAACGAUCUAUCGACGAUGUGAAGCAUGAUUCUCCCGUAGAGCCGAAGAGCUUGGGCUCUUUGCCCAGAGACAGAAAAAAAGCUGCUGAUUUCGGAUUGUAUUGAAUAUUGGGAUUUGGUUUUGGCUUCAGUGGAAAGGAGAAUACAGUCACGCGAGACUCACAAAUCACUACCCAAUAAAUUCUCAUAAAUUCA